This is a messenger RNA of Trichosurus vulpecula (common brushtail), 2506 nucleotides long. It is a transcript of the gene PCID2, whose product is annotated as PCI domain containing 2. Gene Ontology annotation, biological process: post-transcriptional tethering of RNA polymerase II gene DNA at nuclear periphery; transcription elongation by RNA polymerase II; poly(A)+ mRNA export from nucleus. The coding region runs from base 126 to 1325 and encodes 399 amino acids. The transcript has 14 exons. The record is from RefSeq and is a predicted model, not a curated record. Gene Ontology annotation, cellular component: transcription export complex 2. Lineage: Eukaryota; Metazoa; Chordata; Mammalia; Diprotodontia; Phalangeridae. Gene Ontology annotation, molecular function: RNA binding; double-stranded DNA binding.
GGAACUAAGUUCGUGCUACAAACCAGUGGCGUGGGCCCCGGCCGUUGCUCUCUCUGUUCCCCGCCCACUCCCCUUCCUCCUCCGGGCCGAGAACCCUUUCCCGGGUCCCUCGAACCGUCCUCUUCAUGGCGCAUAUCACCAUCAACCAGUAUUUACAACAGGUGUAUGAAGCAAUUGAUACCAGGGAUGGAGUAUCCUGUGCAGAGUUGGUAUCUUUUAAGCAUCCUCAUGUUGCAAAUCCCCGGCUUCAGCUUCCCUCUCCAGAAGAGAAGUGUCAACAAGUGUUGGAACCACCAUAUGAUGAAAUGUUUGCAGCUCAUUUAAGGUGUACCUAUGCAGUGGGAAACCAUGAUUUCAUUGAAGCAUACAAAUGCCAGACUGUGAUAGUUCAAUCUUUCCUGCGAGCAUUUCAAGCCCACAAAGAAGAAAACUGGGCUUUGCCUAUUAUGUAUGCUGUAGCACUUGACCUUCGAGUUUUUGCUAAUAAUGCUGACCAGCAGUUGGUGAAGAAAGGGAGAAGUAAAGUUGGGGAUAUGUUGGAAAAAGCAGCUGAAUUACUGAUGAGCUGUUUUCGAGUCUGUGCCAGUGAUACCCGUGCUGGUAUAGAUGAUUCUAAGAAGUGGGGAAUGCUAUUUCUGGUCAAUCAACUAUUUAAAAUUUACUUUAAGAUCAACAAACUUCAUCUUUGUAAGCCCUUAAUUAGAGCAAUUGAUAGCUCAAAUCUGAAAGAUGACUACAGCACAGCACAGAGAGUUACAUACAAGUACUAUGUUGGUCGCAAGGCGAUGUUUGACAGUGAUUUUAAGCAAGCUGAAGAAUAUCUGUCCUUUGCCUUUGAGCACUGUCACCGUUCAAGUCAGAAAAAUAAAAGGAUGAUUCUGAUAUAUUUGCUGCCGGUAAAAAUGCUGUUGGGUCAUAUGCCAACAGUUGAGCUUUUGAAAAAGUAUCAUCUUAUGCAAUUUGCAGAAGUAACCAAAGCUGUGAGUGAAGGAAAUCUUCUGCUCCUGAAUGAAGCUCUAACAAAACAUGAAACCUUCUUUAUUCGCUGCGGUAUUUUCCUUAUUCUUGAGAAGCUGAAGAUCAUCACCUACAGAAAUCUCUUUAAGAAAGUAUAUUUAUUGCUCAAAACACAUCAGCUUUCUCUUGAUGCUUUUCUAGUUGCCUUAAAAUUCAUGCAAGUUGAAGACGUUGAUAUUGAUGAAGUUCAGUGCAUUUUAGCCAAUCUCAUAUACAUGGGUCACAUUAAAGGAUACAUAUCUCAUCAGCAUCAAAAGCUAGUGGUUAGCAAGCAAAACCCCUUUCCUCCACUUUCAACUGUGUGUUGAUUCUACAACACUAAGUCUAAACAAUUUUUGCAGAAAAUUAAACUUGCAAAACUUUUUUUUUAAUAAGUCAUGUAGUUGAAACUCAAAAGUAAUCCUGUUACAUUUGGAACUGGAAUCUUGGAAACUUCUCAUGGCUCCUUUCCCAGGGACACAGAGGCUAUGAACUUGGCAGAGCACCUAGAGGACAUGAAUUGCUCCUUUAUAAAAUACAGCUUCUGUUAACUUCAAUAUGAUCUGAAGUUUCUCUAUAGGAAAAAAGAAAACAUUCCUAGUCUACCAUGAAGCUUUUAUAAAACUUCUGAAAAGAUGUUGUUUUGAAUAUUUUUAAGGCAGCUACACAUUUUACUUUUCAUAGUGUUAUUCAUAAAAUGACCUUUGUACUUUUUCAUUACUGUUUUGAAAAAUAAACAUUCAGGAUAUAUGGAAAUGGUGUGUUCUUUAUCAUCUUUCAGAAUAUUAGGGUUUCAGUAUUCCAUUUGAAAAUCAUUUUGCCCAUAACAGCUUGGCAACCUUAGAUUCCUUUAAGAGGCAAAUUACAUUUGAUUUUGAAUGCUUCUUUUCCUUGUAUUUACUCAUUAUAGCCUACAUUUCCAGAUUUUACAGAAUAAGCACAUUUUUUUUUUCUGUGAAAAAUGCUUUGGAAAGUCAUUAUGGCUCAGACCCCCAAAUCAUUGCAAUUUUACAAGUUUGUUGCAAGAAAUUACCUAUAAAUAUCUAUCCUCUUUGUCCCAGGGAAAGAACCCUUCUGGAGUUCAGAAUCCUCACUUUCUGCCUGAAAUAGAGAGGUAGACCCCCUGGUCCAUGUUCUUCCUCAUUCUCAGGUUUACUUGAACUCUGGCAAAACUGUCUUCCUCACUCCUUCAAUCUUGUGAAUGCAGUGAGAAUGAUUGGAAGAGCUGUAAACUAGCUCUUUGCUUUUCCAUGACAUAGCCCCCAGUAGUCUUGGAAUUCCUAGCAACAGUCUGGUUUCAGACCUACUUGAACCAUAUCUCCAUUUCUCAGUGUGGCAGAGAUCCCCACAGAAGCAUUCAGAAGUUACUCAAAAAAGGAUAUCAUCUCACUGCAAGAGGUCUUCCUUGCUGUAUUUUCAUAAUGAAAUUUUUGUUCUACCAAAAUAAAUUUUCCAACAUCCACAAGUACCCUCAUUUGGAGAAGUUUGGUUUUAUGUACAUGUUAAACUC